This is a messenger RNA of Oncorhynchus nerka (sockeye salmon), 4740 nucleotides long. Its product is annotated as A disintegrin and metalloproteinase with thrombospondin motifs 6-like. Gene Ontology annotation, biological process: proteolysis; extracellular matrix organization. Lineage: Eukaryota; Metazoa; Chordata; Actinopteri; Salmoniformes; Salmonidae. The transcript has 24 exons. The coding region runs from base 412 to 3837 and encodes 1141 amino acids. Gene Ontology annotation, molecular function: metalloendopeptidase activity. Gene Ontology annotation, cellular component: extracellular matrix. The record is from RefSeq and is a predicted model, not a curated record.
CAGAUGGAUUGGUCAAGACAAGCAUCCAAUAUAGAUCUAGAUCUAUAGAUUUGCUGCUGUGGACGUGCUUGAAGUGACUGACUGACUGACUGAUCUACCGAUGGAUUCUAGCAUCACCGCCUCCCAUGAUGAGUGGCUGACAUGAGCUCCAAGGGAAACGCCAGUGAGGUCUGGAAGUGUCUGCUGCCCUCAGGAGGAAUCUGAGUGUCUCGGAGACGUUCUCUGGAUGAGACCUGGAUGAGACAAGAAGAGAAGAAGAAGUAGUGAGAACAUUCCCCCCACAGAGGACCCAAACCAUGGGCUUGUUAUGGUGCCAGGCACGUCGGACUGAUCGUGUGUUCCUAGCCCGUCAGUAGCACCACCACCCCCUCACCCCUCCUCCCCCCAACCCCAUGUCAGACCUUUCUCUGAAUGAUGGAAAUUUUGCGGAAGACGCUGACUUGUAUAUUGAUAUUGAGCCUGGUGGUGGUCAUGGCUUCCUCUGAAUUUCAAAGACUUUCGCACAACUCACAAGUGGAGUACCUGUCCUACCUGCAGCACUACCAGCUGACUGUGCCGAUGCAGGUGGACGAGAACGGGGACUUCCUCAGCUACACUGUGAAACACCACCGGCCCGGUCGCAGGAGACGGACCGCCGACCCAACCAGCACCGCCGUCGGCCCAGAGCCAACCGGCCGCGCCGAACAGGACCCGGCCCGGACCCGAGUCUUCUACAGACUGUCGGCUUACGGAAAGCACUUUCACUUGAACUUGACCCUCAACCCCCAGCUGGUGUCCAAACAUUUCACGGUGGAGUACUGGGGGAGAGAGGGCCUGGAGUGGAGACAUGACAUGCUGGAGAACUGCCACUAUGUAGGAUACCUGCAGGAUCAGUACAGCUCCACCAGAGUAGCGCUCAGUAACUGUAAGGGCUUGCACGGCGUUAUUACCACAGAAGAAGAGCAGUAUUUAAUAGAGCCAUUAAAGAAUAUAUCUUCUAGCCAAUGGGACCAGGGAGAAGGACAGCAGCAUGUUAUAUAUAAAAAGUCUUCCAUUCCCUUGCCGCGGCAGCAACCCGGCCAACACGACUUCAGCUGUGGCAUCUCAGACCUCACAAAAAACGCGAGCCCGUGCCAACAUAGCACUCCUUCCCCAACCUCCUCUCCCUCGUCCUCUCCCACCCCAGCCCCUGGGUCCAACAGCACCAUGCCCGGGGGGGGCCACAGGCGGAGGCGGUCACUCAGCACGGAACGUUUCGUAGAGACCCUGGUGGUAGCUGAUAAGAUGAUGGUUGGUUACCAUGGCCGCAAAGACAUCGAGCAUUACAUCCUGUCUGUGAUGAAUAUUGUUGCCAAACUUUACCGUGAUGCCAGCCUAGGAAACGUUGUGAACAUUAUAGUAACCCGCCUGAUCGUACUGACUGAAGACCAGCCCAACCUGGAGAUCAACCACCAUGCAGACAAGUCUCUAGACAGCUUCUGUAAGUGGCAGAAGUCCAUCCUCAGUCACCAAGGAGACGGGAACAGCAUCCCGGAGAACGGCAUGGCUCACCAUGACAACGCUGUCCUCAUCACACGGUACGACAUUUGCACUUACAAGAACAAACCCUGUGGGACUCUAGGCUUGGCGUCAGUAGCUGGGAUGUGUGAGCCGGAGAGGAGUUGCAGCAUCAAUGAAGACAUCGGCCUGGGUUCUGCUUUCACCAUCGCUCACGAGAUUGGCCACAAUUUCGGGAUGAACCAUGAUGGAAUAGGAAACUCAUGUGGGACUAAAGGCCACGAGGCAGCCAAGCUGAUGGCGGCCCACAUCACAGCUAACACCAACCCCUUCUCCUGGUCGGCCUGCAGUAAGGACUAUAUCACCAGCUUCCUCGACUCAGGUCGGGGGACGUGUCUGGACAAUGAACCUCUGAAACGAGACUUCCUGUACCCAACAGUGGUCCCGGGGCAGGUGUACGACGCAGACGAGCAGUGUCGCUUCCAGUAUGGAGCUUCCUCACGACAGUGCAAAUAUGGGGAAGUGUGUAGAGAGCUCUGGUGCCUUAGCAAAAGCAACCGCUGUGUCACCAACAGUAUCCCUGCUGCCGAGGGGACCUUGUGUCAGACGGGAAGCAUCGAGAAAGGGUGGUGCUACCAGGGGGAGUGUGUGAUAUUUGGGACGUGGCCCCAGAGUGUGGACGGAGGCUGGGGUCCCUGGUCGUCGUGGGGGGAGUGCAGCAGGACCUGUGGAGGGGGAGUCUCUUCCUCCAUGAGACAUUGUGACAGCCCAGCGCCUUCUGGAGGAGGGAAGUACUGUCUCGGAGAGAGGAAGCGCUACAGAUCGUGUAACACAGACGCAUGCCCAUCGGGAUCCCGGGACUUCCGGGUGAAGCAGUGUGCCGACUUCGACAGCAUGCCGUUCCGUGGGAAAUACUACAACUGGAAGCCCUACACUGGAGGUGGCGUGAAGCCGUGUGCUCUGAACUGUCUGGCGGAGGGAUAUAACUUCUACACCGAGCGCUCCCCGGCCGUCAUCGAUGGAACACGCUGCCAGGCCGACUCACUGGACAUCUGCAUCAAUGGAGAGUGCAAGCACGUAGGCUGUGACAACAUCCUGGGUUCGGACGCCAAGGAGGACCGCUGUCGGGUGUGUGGAGGGGACGGCAGCACCUGUGAGGCCACAGAGGGACUGUUCAAUGACUCCCUACCCAGAGGCGGUUACAUGGAGGUUGUUCUGAUACCAAGGGGAUCAGUCCACAUAGAAAUCCAAGAAGUCUCCAUGUCCAAGAACUACAUCGCGUUGAAGUCAGAGGGAGAUGACUACUUCAUCAACGGAGCGUGGACCAUCGACUGGCCCAGGAAGUUUGACAUCGCAGGGACAGCGUUCCACUACAAGAGGCCACUUGACGAACCUGAGUCGCUAGAGGCCCUGGGGGCCACCACGGACAACCUAGUCGUCAUGGUUCUUCUCCAGGAGCAGAACAUGGGGAUCCGUUAUAAGUUUAACGUUCCCAUCCAGAGGACAGGAAGUGGGGACAAUGAGGUGGGCUUCUCCUGGCACCAUCUGGCCUGGUCCGACUGCUCCGCCACCUGCGCUGGAGGUUCUCAGAAGCAGGAAGUGCUGUGUAAGCGUCUGGAUGAUAACUCGGUGGUGCAGAACAGCUACUGUGACCCAGACAACAAACCUCCGGAGAACCAGAGGUCCUGCAACACUGAACCGUGCCCCCCAGAGUGGUUUAUCGGCGACUGGUCGGACUGUGGGAAGACGUGUGGCGGCGGGAUGCGGACUCGGACGGUUCUGUGCAUCAGGAAGAUGGGGCCUGCCGAGGAGGAGACCCUGGAGGACAGCCACUGUCUGACGCACCGACCAAUAGAACGAGAGGCCUGCAACAACCAGUCCUGCCCCCCUCGGUGGGUCACUCUGGAUUGGUCAGAGUGCACGCCCAAAUGUGGCCCUGGGUUCAAGCACCGCAUUGUGCUGUGUAAGAGCAACGACCUGACCAAGACCUUCCCGCCCGCCCACUGUCCCUCCCACAGGAAGCCCCCCGUCAGGACCCGCUGUAGUCUGGGACGCUGUCCACCACCUAGAUGGAUCCCAGGGGAAUGGGGACAGUGCUCAGCGCAGUGUGGACUGGGCCAGCAGAUGCGGACGGUGCAGUGUCUCUCUUACACGGGCCAGCCCUCCAGUGACUGUCCCGAGGGCCUCAGGCCCACUGCCAUGCAGCAGUGUGAGAGCAAGUGUGACGCCAUGCCCAUCGCCAACGGUGACGAAUGCAAAGACGUAAACAAAGUGGCAUAUUGCCCACUGGUGCUGAAGUUCAAGUUCUGUGGCCGUGCGUACUUCAGACAGAUGUGCUGCAAGACGUGCCAAGGACGCUGACCCACUGAGAGAGAGGGAGGGAGAGAGAGAGAGAGAGAGAGAGAGAGAGAGAGAGAGAGAGAGAGAGAGAGAGAGAGAGAGAGAGAGAGAGAGAGAGAGAGGAGCUGGAGGAGAAAGAGCGAGACAGACAACGGGAAGAGUGAAAGAAACGCAAGACCAGUAGAAGAGGAGGAGGAACGAGGAUUAGGAAACACUGGGACGAGAGAAGAAAAGAGGGAUUUACCCGUUUGUUACACCUGCUACGCCCUCAACCCCCCUAACCCCAUCAUCACCGUGGAAACCUAACCACUGCUCAGCAGACACGCUGACACACGUCACUUAUUGCCGUCACUUCUGUGAAGUGGGAACCUUAGAGGAUUAUUGUUAUUGUUAUUUUUAUUAUAAUAAUAAUAAUGAAUAUUAUUUGUAUUAUUUUAUUGUCGUCUGAUUGUUGUCGUUGUUCGUCGCCGUUGUUGUUUUUUUAAUCCAAAGUGCUGGACACGUCACACAUCGAGCGGAAGCACCGCAGGGAUGUAGGGAGUAGCCACUGGAAGGGGGGAGAGGAGGAAGGAGUGUAGCUUAAAAAUGGAGGUAGGGGUUGUAAUGGUGCUCUACGGACAGACAGACAGACGUCGGCUCCAGUGCACAGGCGUGCGUGAAUAUCCCAUAAAUUACACCUAAACACUCCCACAUCACCAAACCCACCAGUACUGUAAUGAACUCCUGGUCAAGACGUCAUCGCCCGUAGUGUCCUUCAAGCCACGUGUUGUCAGUGGAGUCCUGGAGGGCGAUGAGAUGACAGAGGGCAUGUUUCUUUAAAAAAAUGUUCCGUGCUGGAACCAGAAAACGAGGUGCUGUGUCUGGAGUUAUUGCCACUUCCGUGUUAUCAGAGGAGCUGAACACAAGGGCGCGGGUGGGGGGGGG